Canis lupus familiaris (dog) is the source of this 3593-nucleotide messenger RNA. RefSeq names its product serine/threonine kinase 38 (gene STK38). Gene Ontology annotation, biological process: peptidyl-serine phosphorylation; intracellular signal transduction. The transcript is spliced from 14 exons. Bases 431 to 1675 code for a protein of 414 amino acids. Gene Ontology annotation, molecular function: protein serine/threonine kinase activity; ATP binding. NCBI's taxonomy places the organism in Eukaryota, Metazoa, Chordata, Mammalia, Carnivora, Canidae. The record is from RefSeq and is a predicted model, not a curated record.
CAGGCUCAACACCUUGUUCCUCCAUGAGUAAUCACACAAAGGAAAGAGUGACCAUGACCAAAGUGACACUGGAGAAUUUUUAUAGCAACCUUAUCGCUCAACAUGAAGAACGAGAAAUGAGAGAGCGAGAGAGAGAGAGAGGCAGAGAUACAGGCAGAGGAAGAAGCAGGCUCCACGCAGGGAGCCCGACGCGGGACUCGAUCCCAGUCUCCAGGAUCACACCCCAGGCCAAAGGCAGCGCCAAACUGCUGAGCCACCGGGGCUGCCCAAGCAUUUAUGAUUUCAAUCCUAUGUAUUUCAGUGUACAUCUCUAAAAAUAGGCCAUUUACUUGUGUCAUUGCAGUGCCACCAUGAAUCUAACAAAGUUAACAGUAAUUUCUUCAUGUCAUCUCAUAGAGGAUGUCACUAACAAAAGAAGUUAGAAAAAGUGAUGGAAGAAGAAGGCCUAAAAGAUGAAGAGAAACGACUGAGGAGAUCCGCGCAUGCUCGGAAGGAAACAGAGUUUCUUCGUUUGAAGAGAACAAGACUUGGAUUGGAAGAUUUUGAGUCCUUAAAAGUGAUAGGCAGAGGAGCAUUUGGUGAGGUGCGGCUUGUUCAGAAGAAAGAUACAGGGCAUGUGUAUGCAAUGAAAAUACUCCGUAAAGCAGAUAUGCUUGAAAAAGAGCAGGUUGGCCACAUUCGUGCGGAGCGUGACAUUCUAGUGGAGGCAGACAGUUUGUGGGUUGUGAAAAUGUUCUAUAGUUUUCAGGAUAAGCUAAACCUCUACCUAAUCAUGGAGUUCCUGCCUGGAGGGGACAUGAUGACCCUAUUAAUGAAAAAAGAUACCCUGACAGAAGAGGAGACUCAGUUUUAUAUAGCAGAAACAGUAUUAGCCAUAGACUCUAUUCACCAACUUGGAUUCAUCCACAGAGACAUCAAGCCAGACAACCUUCUCCUGGACAGCAAGGGCCAUGUGAAGCUUUCUGACUUCGGCCUUUGCACAGGACUGAAGAAAGCACAUAGGACAGAAUUUUAUAGGAAUCUGAACCACAGCCUCCCCAGUGAUUUCACUUUCCAGAACAUGAAUUCCAAAAGGAAAGCAGAAACCUGGAAAAGAAAUAGACGUCAGCUAGCCUUCUCCACAGUAGGCACUCCCGACUACAUUGCUCCUGAAGUGUUCAUGCAGACCGGGUACAACAAGCUCUGUGAUUGGUGGUCGCUUGGGGUGAUCAUGUAUGAGAUGCUCAUCGGGUACCCACCUUUCUGUUCUGAGACCCCCCAAGAGACCUAUAAGAAGGUGAUGAACUGGAAAGAAACUCUGACUUUUCCUCCAGAAGUUCCUAUCUCUGAGAAAGCCAAGGACCUUAUUUUGAGAUUCUGCUCUGAGUGGGAACAUAGAAUUGGAGCCCCUGGAGUUGAGGAAAUCAAAAGUAAUUCUUUUUUUGAAGGCGUUGACUGGGAACAUAUCAGAGAGAGACCUGCUGCAAUAUCUAUUGAAAUCAAAAGCAUUGAUGAUACCUCAAACUUCGAUGAAUUUCCAGAAUCUGAUAUUCUUAAGCCAACAGUAGCUACAAGUAAUCACCCUGAGACUGACUACAAGAACAAAGACUGGGUCUUCAUCAAUUACACAUACAAGCGCUUUGAGGGCCUGACGGCUCGGGGGGCAAUACCUUCCUACAUGAAAGCAGCUAAAUAGUGUCCUCGAAAUAGAAUCCUAAAUGGAGCAGAGCUCUUUGUACAACGUUGCGGUUUUCCUCUUACACAUUCUUUGAAAAGAGUUUCCAAGAAGUUUAUGGAACCUGCCAGUAUGUCAUGGUAAACUCUCCUGAAAUGUGACAGUAAGUGGAUUCUCUUCCAUAAAGCAUUGGAAACCUGCAGAACAAAGACAACCAUUUCUACUACGUCGGCCAUAAACAUCUGUACCGCUUCUUCAGAAGCCUCAUGAGCCAAUUUGAUAGAGUUCUUAAAAAACUCGUUUUCCUAAGUUCCUCAGAAUGAAGGAGAAAAAAAAAAAACAGCCAUCAUCAAACAUUAUUAAGAUUGUAACAUACACUUAACUGAGUAUCAGCCAAUUUCUGUGAUUUUUGUGACAGACCUGCUUUCUGCCAAGCCCACCAAGUAUUUCUUUUUCCUUUACAGCUAAAAGUUCCAUAGUACUAAGGAAAUAAAGCAAUAAUGAAAGCCUCAGCAGCCAGCGUUCUGGCUGAAGGAAAUGAUCCACCAUCCUCUGAGCGGGUGGUGAGGGUAGUGUCUCCCAUACCUCGGCCUCUGGUGAGUGGCUCCUCACAGCCUCCAUUCAUGGUGCACUUUAUUUAUGGUACUAGGAUAAAGACCCUGAGUCCACUGAUUUAUCUCCUGCCCAUCUAAAACACUCAUGCUGCUUUUCUGAGUGUUGGUGGGGGAUCCUAGCGUGAUCCAUCGUCGCUCUCAGAAGACCCAGAAGCCACUGGGCUUUGCCAAGGAGUCCCAGAUCAUGUGGAAAACCCUUACUGUCCCUUCAUGGCUGGAUCAAAAAAUCCUUAAGAUGGAUGUUGUCGCGGACCAGCAGUAGCCACAAGUGCUGUCAGCAGGAACUCGGUUUGUUCCUGGGAACACAACAGGGAGAGUCCAGGCAGAGGCAGGAGGCCUGGAACCCUCUUGGCCAAGGUGCUGUUCCUGCUCGGUCUCCAGAACCUCCUCCGAAGUGAAGGAGCCAGCCCAGUAGAAGGCGAAAGCUGGCCUACAGGGCCCUGUAAAGCUCGCUCCUCCUCAGUCCUUGGUGCAACUGUGUUUGGUGUCUCUCUCUCUCUCUCUCUCUAUUUGUAUUUGUCCUCUCCAAUUUAAGUAACCAUUUUGCCUUGGAAUCAUGAUUACUGAUUUUUCCUUUGCAGAUGCCUUCCAGGGCAGGGCAGGGGGGGUGCUUCUCUCCAACUUAAAGGGCAGCCUGCUGCUCAGGCUGACCGGUCCUCUCUGCUGUGGCACUCUCCCAAGAGACCCUCUGAAUUUUAGCACAAAGUGCCUUUUCUUUCACACCUGCCACCACCUUAAGAGGAAUUUUGUGGCAUCAGAAAAAUGUGGAGGUUCCAUACUAAUGCAUUAAGAUUUUUGAUAACUCUGAAAGCAUCAUUUGCACCUCUGUGGUAAUUUUGCCUAUGGCAAAGCGUCAUGGCCAAGCGACAACAGGGAGUCCGCUUUCUGCCAGUCUUGAGGUUAAGAUCGACUUGAAAGGAACGUAUGUCCUGGCUUAGCCAUUCUGAAAAGAAAAAUGGGAUAUCAGAGUUACAGUAAAUGAAACUGCUUUGAGUUUCAACGUCUUAGAGGAAGGAGAAAGAGAGUAAUAGGGAAGCAUUAACUUUGGUUGAAGGUAAUGUUUGCCCUUUAAUCUUUCACUCAUGGUCUGCUAGUGAAAAGGAAGUAAAUGAGAUUCUUUUGUGUAACUUUGUCAUUUCGUUGUAUUACCAAAUAGCUGAGGUUUUGAUCCCGAGGUGUUUUGCAAGUAUGUUUGGUAAGCACAGUAAAGAGAAGUUAGCAGGAGUGGUGAUAGUCUGUGUGUGGGGACUGGCAGGGGAUGAUUUGUUUUAGGGGAAGAUGCCCAUAUUUUAAACUUCUGAAUAAACUGUGUGAAACGGUGUGAA